Molecule: messenger RNA, 639 nt
Organism: Sphenostylis stenocarpa
Lineage: Eukaryota; Viridiplantae; Streptophyta; Magnoliopsida; Fabales; Fabaceae
Source: the annotation of a GenBank genome assembly
AUGCCCAUCCGUUCCCGUGAACCUGCACAAAGGCCAAGUUUGUUUGACCGUCAAAGACCACUGCAUGCAGUUCUUGGCGGAGGAAAGCUUGCUGAUAUAUUGCUAUGGAAAGACAAGGUAUCAUCGGCAACAAUUGUAGCUGGGUUCUCGAUCAUUUGGUUCCUCUUUGAAGUGGUCGAAUACAACUUUCUUACUCUUCUUUGUCACGUCCUCAUGGCCAUUAUGCUCAUCCUAUUUGUAUGGUAUAAUGCAGCUGGACUUAUCACAUGGAGCCUGCCUCAAAUCUAUGAUUUUCAAAUCCCCGAACCCACCUUUAGAUUCUUGUUUCAAAAGCUCAACUCGUUCUUGAGGAAUUUUUAUGACAUCUCAACUGGAAAAGACCUAACACUCUUCUUUGUGACAAUUGCGGGUCUCUGGAUCCUGUCAGCUAUUGGCAAUUACUUUACCACUUUGAAUCUUCUAUAUAUAUUGUUCGUCUGCUUGGUGACCAUUCCCAUUAUGUACGAGAGAUAUGAACAUGAGGUGAAUUAUCUAGCAAGCAAAGGAAACCAAGACGUGAAGAGAUUGUUCAACACGUUAGAUACUAAAGUUCUGAACAAGAUUCCAAGGGGACCUGUGAAACAAAAGAAGAACAAAUGA